GAUCACCUGACAUUCUUUUUUCUUACAAUAAUAAUACAAAAUCAGUAAAUGAGUUGACUUUUGUUAAAAAAUAACCCCGACUUCUACCUAAGCGACAUGUUGUCUCGGCUUCUGAAGGAGCACCAAGCGAAGCAAAAUGAGCGGAAGGAACUGCAAGAGAAACGCAGACGUGAAGCGAUCACUGCUGCCACAUGUCUAACUGAAGCCCUGGUAGAUCACCUGAACGUAGGCGUUGCUCAGGCGUACGUAAACCAACGCAAACUAGACCAUGAGGUUAAGACACUCCAAGUUCAGGCGAGCCAGUUCUCCAAGCAAACUGCUCAGUGGAUCAGCAUGGUGGAGGGAUUCAAUCAGGCAUUAAAGGAGAUUGGAGAUGUUGAGAACUGGGCCCGCAGCAUCGAGAUGGACAUGAGGACAAUCGCCACCGCCCUGGAGUAUGUACACAAGGGGCAGCCCCAGUCUACCUGCUCGUAAACAUCAUAGCGUGCUUCUACAGCACAUUUACAACGGAAUGUAUACGUACGUGUAAUAUAGGCUGGGCUUAGACGCACCCGUCCGAGUGGACUGAAGUGGACUUUUCUCAGACAAAUAUCAUUUGUCUGUCGCAUCUGAUGAUGUAGUUCAGACACGUUUGCCUGGUGUUGUUUCAUUUUUGAUCACCAGAGUUGGAAGGAGGGUGCAAAGUGAUGCCGAAGAUCCAUCAUAAAUGCGUUUUAUGAGGUUAUUUCUGUGUUCUGUUUAGGUUAUGUUUUGGGAGGGGUAUAUAUUAAAAAAUAUUUAAUGGACAGAAAGUUUGACCGCUCACAAUAAAACACAUUGUGAAUUAUUUUUAAAGUAUCUCUUAAACUAAAAGAGCAUAUUUGCUUUUGCAUCUCCUGUAUCCUGUAUGCACAUCCACUGACAGAGGGAUGCAUUGUUUCAUUUGUUGCCAAUGUACAUUUUUGAAAUAAAGUUUGAUAAAAAUUAAUUUUGUUUCUUAUUGAACAAGUUAAGAUAAGUAGACGGUUAUAAUAAAUAACAAUGGAACAAUAAGAGCUUGAGUCGUAUUUUUCUUUAUUCUUUCUAACAAUAACUACAGCGUGGUGGAAAGCUGUAAG
Molecule: messenger RNA, 1097 nt
Organism: Fundulus heteroclitus (mummichog)
Lineage: Eukaryota; Metazoa; Chordata; Actinopteri; Cyprinodontiformes; Fundulidae
Product: biogenesis of lysosome-related organelles complex 1 subunit 1
Exons: 4
Coding region: 97-474 (125 amino acids)
Biological process (GO): endosomal transport
Cellular component (GO): BLOC-1 complex
Source: RefSeq, a predicted model, not a curated record